AUGCACGUUUUUUUUCGCGGUUGUUGGUGUUCCACCCCCCCUUCUUUUUCUCAAACAAUAGAGAAGGGCUGUGCUGGCGACGGUGGUCUCACAACUGGGAGUCGUCGGCAUAGCUCUCUCUCUCCUUUUCUGUGCAUCCCUCUGCCGAUCGCGGCGCGCUCGACAAGCAUGACGCAAGGUGGUAUGCGUGCUUUUCGGCGCCCUAAUUUGCCUCCCGUAGCUUCUUGUGUUUUCUGGCUUCGUGAUGCGGAGAGCAGAGGAGCGUUUUGCAGGUGCGUUUUGCCGAAGUGUUCUUUGCGGGUGUUGGCGUUUUGUCACACACUCGCCCCCCCCCCCUCUUCCUCCUCCUCUCAAACCUUCUCCCUGGCUCGCUUGACGCAAAGGGCCCCUCUCUCCCUCACCGCACACCUUCCCAUGGCUCAGUCCCAUCCGUUGCUUCUCUUCUUCGCUGUUGGAUCAUGCAUCGGCGCUCAGGUGGGGGUGCACUUCACAUACCCGAAGCGCACACACUCACUCACACGCGCGCGCGUGGAAAGAAGAGCGCCAGGUGAGCAGCACCAGCCAUGGAGGAGGGUCAAGUAG
Molecule: messenger RNA, 582 nt
Organism: Leishmania mexicana MHOM/GT/2001/U1103
Lineage: Eukaryota; Euglenozoa; Kinetoplastea; Trypanosomatida; Trypanosomatidae
Exons: 1
Coding region: 1-582 (193 amino acids)
Source: RefSeq, a predicted model, not a curated record